Ficedula albicollis (Collared flycatcher) is the source of this 1742-nucleotide messenger RNA. RefSeq names its product neuropeptide Y receptor type 6-like. Gene Ontology annotation, molecular function: neuropeptide binding; neuropeptide Y receptor activity. Lineage: Eukaryota; Metazoa; Chordata; Aves; Passeriformes; Muscicapidae. The record is from RefSeq and is a predicted model, not a curated record. The transcript has 6 exons. The coding region runs from base 624 to 1742 and encodes 372 amino acids. Gene Ontology annotation, biological process: G protein-coupled receptor signaling pathway. Gene Ontology annotation, cellular component: neuron projection; plasma membrane.
AGAACCUCUGUGGAGUGAGUUUAUGGCGCUUUUGCAUGACUGAUGUCAAGCUUUUUUUGAACACAGCAGGAAGAGCUGUGCUGUGAAGCUCAAGACUCAGCAUUUGGCUGAAAAAACACGCUGUGAUCCCUCCUCCAGAGCCUUGGGUCCCACUUAGCAUACAUACCUUUGACAUCAGGAUUAAACACACCAGGAGCAGCUACACCCACAAGCCUUUGAUGCUGCAUGUGAUCUACCUCACAACAGGUCCUGAUUAACUUCCUGGGGUUACCGUGCAACCAGAAGCAGAAUUUCUAAAAGCUCGUUUUAUUCCUCAGCAGCCUUCCUACAGCCUGCAGAUUAAGUACUGUUGGAAACUGGGGAUCUGCGGUUUGCUCAGACAAAGAAGAAAGGAGAGUUUAGAUAUUGCUUCAGGAGACGUGGCUUUGCUCUGGAUUCUUUUAUACAGAAAGAAGAUGUGUUUGCUGGCUCUGAAAGAAAAGGAAAAUUGUUAAAGGCAGUGUGGAUAUGAUUUGAAUCUUUCAUCAGGCUCUCAAUGCCAUUACUAGGGGUGAAGAAUGGUCUCCUUCCAGCUAGUUUUCCAAUAAUUUCACAGGGGAAUUAAGGUUGGAAGAUGCUUCAGGAUGGAUAAAGCUGUUCAGCAUCCCAGUGAGAUCCUGAAUCAAACUAUCUCUAACAUUAGCCUCUCUCAGUUUUUGAACUUUGAUACAUGCCAACUUUCCUCCCUUGCAGAAUUCUUGCUUAUUACAGCUUACACAUUGGUUACACUAGUGGGGCUUGUUGGAAAUCUUUGCUUAAUUAUUAUAAUAAAAAGAAGGAAAGAAGCUCAAAAUGUCACCAACAUUUUGAUUGCCAACCUCUCUGUAUCAGAUGUCUUGAUCUGUAUCAUGUGCAUUCCUGUCACAGUUGCAUAUACCUUAAUGGACCACUGGAUAUUUGGGGAAGCAAUGUGUAAAAUAGGCUCUUUCAUACAAAGUCUGUCCGUCACAGUCUCCAUUUUCUCACUUGUACUCAUUGCUAUUGAGAGAUACCAGUUAAUUGUGAACCCACGUGGCUGGAAGCCUAAUAUUUCACAUGCUUAUUGGGGAAUUCUUUUCAUCUGGGGGCUUUCCCUCAUCAUAUCCACUCCUUUUUUAGUAUUCCACCAAAUAACAGAUGAACCCUUCAAACAUCUGUCCUUCCACAGUGAUUUCUACAAGAACAAAGUUGCUUGCAUCGAAGCAUGGCCAUCUCUUACAGAGAGACUGAUUUUCACCACUAGCCUGCUGGUUUUCCAGUACUGCUUCCCACUGGGGUUUAUUUUUAUCUGCUAUCUCAGGAUAUUUGUAUGUCUUCGAAGGAGACGAGGUAAAAUAGACAGGAUGAGAGAGAAUGAGAACAGGCUGAGUGAAAACAAAAGGAUCAAUAUGAUGCUGGUAUCAAUUGUUGUGACCUUUGCAGCUUGCUGGUUGCCUCUCAACAUAUUCAAUGUGGUUUUUGACUGGAACUACGAGGCACUAAUGAGCUGUAAUCAUAACCUGGCAUUUACAAUCUGCCACCUUGUGGCCAUGAUCUCAACAUGCAUCAAUCCCAUCUUUUACGGAUUUCUGAACAGGAACUUUCAGAAGGAUCUGAUAGUAUUAGCUCACCACUGCAGAUGCUCAGCAUCACAAGAGGAAUAUGAAAAUAUUGCACUUUCAAACUUGCAAACAGAUGCAUCGAAGGGAUCUCUGAAGUUAAAUAAUCCCCAUGUGGAUAUAUAA